CGGCCGCUGGGCUUCCUCUCACUACCAUAUUUGGCCAAGCGGAUGCUUCACAUUUAUACAUCCGUUAAAUAUCUGUCUCAUUGUUCUUUCUGUACCUAAGCUGCCUCCCGUCCUCUACCAUUACCGACUAAAGAUGGCGGCGUCAGGAACCGCAGCCCCCCGUCGUCUUGUCCAGUAUGUUGUGGUCCGGUCAGACCUGGUCCAUACGUUGGCCUGGCCAUUAGGGGCGGUUAUAACGCAAGCCUGCCAUGCUGCCAUCGCUGCCAUUCAUCUGAACUACAACGACCCAGACACGCAGGAGUACUUGGCAGAACUGGACAGCAUGCACAAAGUCGUCCUUCAGGCUGUGGACCAGGCCUCCCUCUCCAGCCUGUCCGAGACGCUGACAGAGAAGGGGAUCGCCCACAAGCUGUGGAUUGAGCAGCCAGAGAACGUCCCCACCUGCCUGGCCCUGAAGCCUUACCCCAAAGACAUUGUACAUCCUCUGCUGCACAAGUUCAAACUGUUCAAAUGACACAGAGGGACAAAGAGAGACCCCUGUUGAAUGGAGUCUGGACCAUGGCUCCACACCAGCCAGUUAAUUUGGUGGUCUUCUUUUUGGUUGACCUGUGCAUCUUGGUGAUGCUGACGGGGAAGAACCAGCACUCAGUGUCCGUACUCCAACUUCACAAGGAAGAAUCUCACUCUGAUAAGCAGUGUCAGUGUUUGUCUUCCUACAGUAACAAGGAGACAUCACUCACUGAAUGAACACUGCCAUAAAACGGGCAUUUAAAGAGUGGAUGUCUGUCCACCUAAUUUGAUGUGGCCACGUAUCUUGUGAUUCAAUUAAAUGGUGAAUGGUUACCUAAGGUAUUUUUCUAGCCGCCAAUGGUUGGAGUCUGUUUACAAACAUACAAGAUGCAUUAAACAUGGUCAACUAA
This is a messenger RNA of Salvelinus fontinalis (brook trout), 920 nucleotides long. It is a transcript of the gene ptrhd1, whose product is annotated as peptidyl-tRNA hydrolase domain containing 1. Gene Ontology annotation, molecular function: peptidyl-tRNA hydrolase activity. The transcript is spliced from 2 exons. NCBI's taxonomy places the organism in Eukaryota, Metazoa, Chordata, Actinopteri, Salmoniformes, Salmonidae. The record is from RefSeq and is a predicted model, not a curated record. The coding region runs from base 134 to 514 and encodes 126 amino acids.